AUGGCGUCCGAUCGACUGUACAAAGAAAAGAAAAUCCGAGGAUUCUGCCACUUGUCGACAGGUCAAGAAGCUGUUGCAGUCGGAAUUGAGCACGCACUUCAGAAAGAGGAUAAGCUGAUUACGGCCUACCGGUGCCAUGGUUUUGCAUAUAUGCGCGGAGGAACCAUCAGAUCCGUCGUGGGAGAGCUUCUUGGUCGCCGCGAGGGUAUUGCCUAUGGCAAGGGUGGCUCCAUGCACAUGUUCGCUCAGGGAUUCUAUGGUGGUAACGGGAUUGUCGGUGCUCAGGUCCCCGUCGGUGCUGGACUGGCGUUUGCGCAGAAGUACGAGGGCAAGCAAAACGCCACUAUCUGCUUGUAUGGCGAUGGUGCAUCGAAUCAAGGACAGGUCUUCGAAGCCUUCAACAUGGCAAAAUUGUGGAAACUUCCUGUUAUCUUUGGAUGCGAGAACAACAAAUACGGCAUGGGAACCGCAGCCAAUCGUGCCGCGGCCAUGACCGACUACUACAAGCGUGGCCAGUAUAUCCCAGGUCUUAAGAUCAACGGCAUGGAUGUUCUCGCUAUCAAAGCUGCUGUCAAGUACGGCCGUGAGUAUACUCUCGCCGGCCACGGACCCCUCGUCUACGAAUACGUUACAUAUCGAUAUGGUGGCCACUCCAUGUCCGACCCCGGAACUACCUACCGCACCCGUGAGGAAAUCCAGCGCAUGCGCAGCACGAAUGAUCCAAUCGCAGGACUGAAACAGAAAUUGCUUGACUGGAACAUCACAACGGAAGAAGAAUUAAAGACGAUUGAUAAGGAAGCCCGCAGCUUUGUCGACUCGGAAGUGGCGGAAGCCGAGAAAAUGCCUGUACCAGACGCGACUCCUCGUAUCUUAUUUGAGGACAUCUAUGUACGCGGCAGCGAGCCCCUCUGGAUGCGUGGCCGUACCGCCGAAGAAACAUUCUACUACUAA
Ophidiomyces ophidiicola is the source of this 951-nucleotide messenger RNA. It is a transcript of the gene PDA1, whose product is annotated as alpha subunit of pyruvate dehydrogenase. Gene Ontology annotation, molecular function: oxidoreductase activity, acting on the aldehyde or oxo group of donors, disulfide as acceptor. The transcript is spliced from 2 exons. The coding region runs from base 1 to 951 and encodes 316 amino acids. The record is from RefSeq and is a predicted model, not a curated record. Lineage: Eukaryota; Fungi; Ascomycota; Eurotiomycetes; Onygenales; Onygenaceae.